Molecule: messenger RNA, 669 nt
Organism: Symbiodinium sp. CCMP2456
Lineage: Eukaryota; Dinophyceae; Suessiales; Symbiodiniaceae
Source: the annotation of a GenBank genome assembly
GUCAGCCAGCUCUGGGGAAUGCAGAGAGAUUUCAGCGACGAGCUUCCCGCAGGAGACGGAGCCGAGCCCGGUGAGCACACCUGGAUGUUCUUCCUGCUGGCUCCAAAGUGGGUCAAGAUGCGGCCCACCGACGCUUACUACACGGUGCAUCCCAGGUCGCAGGGCUCCGCCUUCCGGAUGAGUACUGCCGGCUCCAGCGUGUUGCUGUCGCUCGGCUCGUCAGUCCUGGAGACGCACGACACUCCGCGUCGGAAGGACGGGUCCCCGAGAACUGGCAGUGCCCAGUCGGCACGCGGCGCGUUCGAGCCGAACCGGAGCCAGGCCCUCUCUGACCGUCCGAAGGUCGACCUCGCCCUGAUCGAGCAGGCGGUGAGCUCGCUCCCAGCAAUAAAAGAGGGCGGGAACCUCAGGAGAGAAGCAGGUAUCGGGCCGCACUGCAAGGCUUUCACACCAGUGUUUUUGUGGGGAAGAGGGGUGGCUGGAGACUUCUUUGAGGUCGCUCCAAUGCCCCAGGCUGAAGUGGCUGAAGCUGUUCUGGUGCGGAGGCUCUCUGGGCCCCUCGACAUCUCUAAACAAGCUCCCACCCUCAAAAACAAAGCGGUAGAGAGACUCCCCGCUGUCAAGAUGCCGCUGCCAAAAACUGGCAGCUUGUUCAAAGAUGGCGACUGA